This is a messenger RNA of Acaromyces ingoldii, 1441 nucleotides long. RefSeq lists its product as hypothetical. The coding region runs from base 1 to 1434 and encodes 477 amino acids. The record is from RefSeq and is a predicted model, not a curated record. Gene Ontology annotation, molecular function: malate transmembrane transporter activity. The transcript has 4 exons. Gene Ontology annotation, biological process: malate transmembrane transport. NCBI's taxonomy places the organism in Eukaryota, Fungi, Basidiomycota, Exobasidiomycetes, Exobasidiales, Cryptobasidiaceae. Gene Ontology annotation, cellular component: membrane.
AUGCAACAGGCCUUCGGACGAAAGCUGUUCUCCUCUUUCUCUCUGAGCUCCUCCAAGAACAACGAGAUGUCCUUUUUGACGAAUCGCCUCAGACACUUCACUUGGGCAUGGUUCACCGUGUUCCUGCUGUCUCAGCCCAUGUCAACGGGCGGAAUCGCGCUCGUCCUAGGGCAAUUGCCUUUCCAAUUCGAUGGCCUGAAGACUAUCGGUCUAAUCUUCUAUAUCGCGGAUGUUGUCCUCUUCUUCCUUGUCGUCAUCGCCAUGAUUCUGCGGUAUACCCUAGCUGGCGCCUCGUUUCGAUAUACAGUCACUCAUCCGACUGAGUGUCUCUUCAUGCCAACAUCUCAGCUUGCGUUUGCGACAAUCGUAAUGGGCAUGGGGCUCUACGCUGAGCCACAUACAGCUCCAUGGUGCAUUCAGGCAAUGCUGAGCUCCUUUGCGCAAUGGACAAUCUUCCUUCUCCUAGCUCAUGCACCGUCUACAUUCACGCUCUCGACAGUCGAAAGCCAAAAGUCAAACCACACGACGCAGAAUCUGUCGCCGGGCUUCAUCUUGCCCAUCUUCCCAUCAAUGCUGGUCGGCACGAUUGCAAACAGCAUUACAAAGUCUUCUCAGCUCAAGCAGUCCGAGAGCCUCAACAUUGCAAUUGCUGGCUUGACCUUCCAAGGAUUAGGCUUUCUCGUCAGUUGCUUCGUCUAUGCGAUGCUCCUUCGACGGCUCAUGCAGUUCGGCCUACCUGAGCCGAGCCAUCGGACCGGGCUCUAUAUUGCUGCAGGACCAUGUGGAUUCACCGGUUUGGCACUCCUCGGCAUGGCCCGUAAUGCGUCCAACUUUCUCCCCGAAGGCGCGCUAUCGCCCAUGUUUCCCUCUUCGGACGACUUGGCAAAGCUUCUCCUCGUUCUCGGUCUCCUCGCUGCCCUCCUCCUCUGGCAAUUGGCAGCCUUCUGGUGGCUGCUUGCCACCUUUUCCAUCCUUUCUGCCGUCGGAAAAUCAUUUUUGACGGUCCAGGGCCGUCGCAAUCUGCGCGAACGACCACGCGAAGAGGUGCACUGCUUCAGCAUGUCUUGGUGGGCCUCCAUCUUCCCCAUCUCAGGCUUCUGCAUCUGCACAAUCUACAUCGGCCAGGCACUCGACAAUUCUCGUGCCGUGGGCUGGUUCGCGACCGGCGUGGCUAUCUAUCUCGUCUGCGCCUACUUUACGGUGUUGGCCUUUAUGAUCGAAGCAGUCGUUCGUGGCCGCAUCAUGCGGACGGGCAGGGACGAGGACAAGCCCAUGCCGAGGCUCUCAAGGAACCAGACCCGCAAUCGGAAAUCCGGUGUGACGAGCACGGUGAACAGCGGAACGUUCCGAGAUGUUGAGAGGAGUGCGUCGGAUGAGACUAUGGUCGACGUCCAGCAAGGCAUCGUUUCAUCGUCACACAACGAGCAAAAGUAGGUUAAGC